Messenger RNA from Solea senegalensis (Senegalese sole), 2067 nucleotides. It is a transcript of the gene kiss1rb, whose product is annotated as KISS1 receptor b. Gene Ontology annotation, molecular function: G protein-coupled peptide receptor activity. Lineage: Eukaryota; Metazoa; Chordata; Actinopteri; Pleuronectiformes; Soleidae. The record is from RefSeq and is a predicted model, not a curated record. Gene Ontology annotation, cellular component: membrane. The coding region runs from base 151 to 1251 and encodes 366 amino acids. Gene Ontology annotation, biological process: neuropeptide signaling pathway. The transcript has 8 exons.
AGUCCCAGGUAAUUACAGGCUGGUGACGACGAUGAUGGUGAGGAUGAUGACGAUGAUGACCUGCCGAGAACAGAAGAGGAGUCUAUUGCUUUGGACAGCAGAGCGAGACACACUGCUGAACACAGUCUUGUGGAUGUUGUGAAGGAGGCGAUGGUGGAGUCCUCAGAUAAUCACAGUCCAGGGUGUGGGUCUGUAUGCAACGAGUCCGCAGCCUCGGAGGGACGGGGGCCGCCUGUGUUGGUCGACGCCUGGCUGGUGCCCACUUUCUUUGGCCUCAUCAUGCUGGUCGGCCUGGUGGGAAACUCGCUGGUCAUCCAUGUGGUCACCAAACAUCAGCAGAUGAAGACUGUCACCAACUUUUUCAUAGUAAACCUGGCCACGACUGACAUCUUGUUUCUGGUGUGCUGUGUGCCCUUCACUGCCACACUGUACCCACUGCCCAGCUGGAUCUUUGGAGAGUUCAUGUGCCGACUAGUGAACUACCUUCAGCAGGUGACUGCUCAGGCCACAUGCAUCACUCUAUCAGCGAUGAGCGUUGACCGCUGCUAUGUGACGGUCUAUCCUCUGCAGUCACUGCGGCACCGCACCCCCCGCAUGGCUCUGGCCAUCUCUGUCUCUAUUUGGAUAGGCUCCCUGCUGCUGUCCAUUCCUGUGGCCGUGUACCAGCGCCUGGAGGCAGGAUACUGGUUUGGUCCUCAGACGUACUGCACUGAGAUCUUCCCCUCGGCCCACCUCCAGAGAACCUUCAUCAUCUACAGCUUCUUGGCCGUCUACCUGCUGCCCCUGCUCACCAUCACUGCCUGUUACGCCUUCAUGCUCAAGCGCAUGGGCCAACCCAGCGUCAACCCUAUCGACAGCAGCUACCAAGCUCCGACUGAGCGAGCAGUCGCAGUGCGGGCGCGAGUCUCUCGCAUGGUGGUGGUGAUGGUGGCCCUGUUCCUCAUCUGCUGGGGCCCCAUCCAGGUCUGCAUCCUGCUGCAGGCGUUUGGUCUCCGCAGUUACGUGCUGUACAAGCUGAAGAUCUGGGGUCAUUGCAUGUCUUACUCCAACUCCUCUGUCAACCCCCUGGUUUAUGCCUUCAUGGGCAACAAUUUCAGAAAGGCCUUCAGACACGCCUUCCCCACCAUAUUUCUGUGGCGCACCAGGAGCAGAGUCCGAGUGGGCAACGUGGACACAGAGGAAGGGCGGGAGAUUGAUCCACAGUCUCCCAGAGCAGACGCAGAGAUGCACUUUCUUUCAUCUGGGUCCUAAAGGCCACUUUGAACAUUUGGAUACUGUACAUGCAUCAUUUAUUUAUAGUUUGUUCUGGACAUGAGAGCAGACCACCCACAGUACUAUACUGUAACAAACACAAGAAUAUGUGUUUGUGUAGUCAUAAUAUAUUCCCAAGUCUGUACCAGCAUGGCACAUUUAAAACAUGCAGGACAGUGGGUCAUGAGGACCAAGAUUGAGAAACCACGUCCUAAUCAUCAGGAUUGAGCAGGCUUUAGUUGCAUGCAGAUAAAAAGUCCAUGUAAAGUGCAGAGGAGGUGGUAUCAGCAUUUGAAUUGAUCUGCAUUCAUUUUAGAUUAGCCAAACACUAGUGGUGGAGGGGGGGGGAAAUCAAGUCAUCUUCACUUCUGAGCACAAACAGAAGAAGAAGAAGUAAAUCUUAGCCUGAAUAUCUGUCUUCACGGGACGCCCUACAAUAAUUCACCAGUAUAUAACUAAUUAUAUAACUAAUAAGUAAUAUAAACUAAGUCUUGAACCUAAAACCAAGCAUUCAUCUAUCUAGGACUACUGGUACACACACCCACACACCCACACACACACACACACAUCUUGUGAUUUUCACAAGCUACUGAAACACAAUUAUCUUGGUCACAUGUUUCCUAGCUUAGCUGGACUCACGCUGUCACUUAAGUAAAACGUCAAAAUGUUGGAGCUUGUUGAUUUAUUUAUUGGUUUAUUUCUACAAAUGAUCAUGUUCUAUUUCAGUCAGAGCUCCGGCUCAUCACAGUUAACCUGGAUUUAUAUUCUUAAAAGAACAACUAUAACCAAAAAAAAAAAACACAAUUAAUUUUCCUU